Gossypium raimondii (Peruvian cotton) is the source of this 2998-nucleotide messenger RNA. RefSeq lists its product as uncharacterized. Gene Ontology annotation, biological process: activation of GTPase activity. The record is from RefSeq and is a predicted model, not a curated record. Gene Ontology annotation, molecular function: GTPase activator activity. Bases 302 to 2908 code for a protein of 868 amino acids. NCBI's taxonomy places the organism in Eukaryota, Viridiplantae, Streptophyta, Magnoliopsida, Malvales, Malvaceae. The transcript has 6 exons.
GUAAUUUCCUAUUAAAUUUCUGUAUUUUGUUUUUCAACCAUUUAUCAAGAAAAAGGGAGAGAGAGAGAGAGAGAAAGAAAAUGGAAGCUAGGAAUUUUGGUAAAAGAUAAACACAACAACUCCUCCCCUUUCUCUCUCUUUCUUGCUUCUGCCAAUAAUUUUAGAUCGAAUCCCAAACGUAACUCUAUUCUCUUUUGUGUUUUUUAUUAGAUUAUUUUUUUGUUUCGUUUCUUAGAAGGAAAAAAAAAGUCAUUUAUAAAGUCAAGUGUUUGGGAACUUUGGGUUGUUUACGAAAAAGAACAUGAGCAAAGAGAUUGUAAAGGAAGAAGCGCCUUCGUCGUCCCCUGUUGUUUCGGGUAGCUUUGCUUCUCUGAGAAGCGUCCGAUGGCGUAUUAGUCUCGGUAUUUUGCCUUCUUCUUCUUCAGUUGAUGAUCUUCGCAGGGUAACUGCUGAUUCUCGCCGAAGAUAUGCUGGGUUGAGAAGGUGGCUGCUAGUGGAUCCACAUGUUCCAAAGGAUGGAAGAAGUAAAUCCCCUGAUCUUGUCAUGGACAAUCCACUCUCUCAAAACCCAGUUCCACAAAUAGGAGGUAAAUCUCUUUGCCUCCUUUUCGACCCCAUCCUGGUUGAUUGGUUGGUUGGUUUUGAAGCCAGGACUUGGAACUCGUCUUUGUCAAUGGAAAAUGUUCCAUUAAACUCUCCAAUACACAGCACCUGGGGGCGAUUCUUUCGGAAUGCUGAGCUGGAAAAAAUGGUUGACCACGAUUUAUCACGAUUAUAUCCGGAACAUGGAAGCUACUUCCAGACUCCUGGAUGCCAGGGAAUGCUGAGAAGAAUAUUGUUGUUGUGGUGCAUUAGACAUCCAGAGUAUGGUUAUAGACAAGGAAUGCAUGAACUCUUGGCACCUCUUCUGUAUGUUCUUCAUGUCGAUGUUGAGCGUCUUUCGGAAGUGCGAAAGCUACAUGAACACCAUUUCAUUGACAAAUUUGAUGGAUUGUCAUUUGAAGAAAAUGAUGUCACAUACAAUUUUGAUUUUAAGAAGUUUUUAGAUUCCAUGGAAGAUGAGAUUGGAUCUCAAGGUAAUUCAAAGAAAGCUAGGAGUCUUGAUGAGCUUGAUCCUGAGAUACAGACCAUUGUAUUGCUAAGUGAUGCUUAUGGAGCUGAAGGUGAACUUGGUAUUGUCUUGUCUGAGAAAUUUACGGAACAUGAUGCCUACUGUAUGUUUGAGGCUCUGAUGAGUGGGGCUCAUGGUUCAGUUGCUAUGGCAGAUUUCUUUUCUCCCAUUCCUGCUGCUGAGUCCCAGAGUGGCUUGCCCCCUGUCAUUGAAGCCUCAGCUGCAUUAUACCAUUUACUGUCAAUUGUUGAUUCUUCCCUGCAUAGCCAUCUUGUCGAGCUUGGUGUUGAACCCCAGUAUUUUGCACUUCGCUGGUUGCGGGUUUUAUUUGGACGGGAGUUUUCACUUCAAGAUCUCUUAGUUGUAUGGGAUGAGAUCUUCACGGCAGAUAAUAGCCCACUUGAAAAAGACUCUGGAAAUGAUGAGAAUUCCAGUCUUAAAAUGUUCAAUUCAUGCCGUGGAGCAUUAAUAACUGCUAUGGCAGUCUCUAUGAUACUUUAUGUGAGAUCUUCCCUGCUUGCCACUGAAAAUGCAACAACUUGUCUUCAGAGACUCUUGAACUUUCCGGAGACUAUAAAUCUGAAAAAACUUAUAGCAAAGGCGAAGCCACUGCAAAUUCUUGCAUUGGAUUCUAAAAUUUCACCUUUGUCAUCUAUAUUUGAUGGGUCUUAUAACCAUAGCAAAUCUGCAGUUAGUGGUUACAAUCUUUCAUCUCAUCCAGUUUCUCCAAAAACUCCUCUAUCUCUUGUGCCUGACAGUUACUGGGAAGAAAAGUGGAGAGUACUGCAUAAGGCAGAGGAACUAAAGCAAGAUAGUUUAGACAAACUAUCUCCAAGUGGGAAAAAAAGAUGGUCGGAAAAAGUAAAGCUGGUGCUAUCUAGAACUGAAUCUGAUCCAUCGCCUGCAAGAGCAGAGAAAUACAAAAAGGGCCAUAAGUCAUCUGUUAGGCGUAGUUUGCUUGAUGAUUUGAGUCGGCAACUUGGCUUGGAGGAAGAAGAUACCGAAAAGGGAGGCUGUUCUGAUGCUUCCAACUUAGAAGAUCAUCAUUCUACAGAAGCUCAGGUAGAGGGGCAGCAAAAUGAUACUAACAUAGGCUCAAUUUACAGAGCUGAGGAAAGAUGUGAGUGUGGAAGUGGAACUUUUGUCAGUGAAGAAAAUUCCUCUAUUUUUUCUGACCCUUUAAGUUCUGGAAGUGGUACUAAUGACCAUGAAAAUGACACAGAAAAAAGUAGCAUUGCAUCGAAUUUAUCGUCAGAUGAAAAUGAUGAUCACCACCAAAGUAACCCUGAAGAUUCACCUCUGCCAGUUUCCUCUCCUCCUCCUGAAGGUGUCCCUUUAAAUUCUCCGCAUGAGAAUGAAUCUUCAGGGAAGCUGGUCUCAGCCAUGAGGGAAAGAAGACAUCUCCCAGGUAGAUUUCAAUGGCUUUUGAGGUUUGGACGAAACAAUGUCAGUCAGGAGGCAUCGGAUAAAGGAGGAGGUACCAAUGAGACACCAAAAUCUCUAAAUCGUGAUAGCAAGAGCAAUACAGCAGACUCAUCUAUUGCUGGUGCUUCUCGUAAUUCAUCUCUCGCCAGCCAAAGAGAUGUGGACCAGAAUGUAAUGGGAACAUUGAAGAAUCUGGGGCAGUCUAUGCUUGAACACAUUCAGGUUCUUGAGUCUGUUUUCCAGCAAGAUCGAGUUCAAGUGGGAUCAGUGGACAACUUGGGUAAAAACAAUUUAGUUGGCAAAGGACAAGUUACAGCAAUGACAGCUCUGAAAGAGCUUCGGAAGAUCAGUAACCUUUUGUCAGAGAUGUGAGAUUUGUUGUUCUACUUAUAAAAUCUGUAUAUACAUUUUGUAGUUACAUUGGUUUUUUAAAUGCAAAUAAUAAAAUGAUUUUUGUUGGUA